CCCCUUCCUGUCUGUAGUGUGAUUUGGUGGGAGAAAAAUAGCGCGCUUUCAACACACGUUUCAAAUCGCGUGUUUACUGUUGUGAUUAUUGGAGUAAGUAUUGAGCCCCGGGGUUACCAUGGCUACAGGAGUAGCGGUGAGUGUUUGUGCCUCAGAGCCGGAGUUUGAGCGGAGUGAAGAGGAAGUGCGGAGGAAUGAACCCGAGGAGGAGCACGCCUUACAGCACACCGGGCCUGCCCCGGGCCCUCAACACCGCCUCGCCAAAUUACCCCUGUCCCGCAUUAAAGCCCUCAUGAAGGCUGACCCGGACGUGAGCCUGGCGAGUCAGGAGUCCGUGUUCAUCAUAGCUAAAGCCACGGAGCUGUUUGUGGAAAUGAUAGCCAAGGAUGCACUUGUUUAUGCACAGCAAGGAAAAAGGAAAACAUUACAGAGGAAAGAUCUAGACAAUGCUAUUGAGGCAGCAGAUGAGUUUGCAUUUCUAGAGGGUACCUUGGACUAACUUGCUCCUGUCUUCCUGUAAUGAAGAAAAAAUUGCUAUUUUGUUUAUUUUUGUACAGUUUUGGGCUGAAACUCUAUUUUCAGAGCAAAUGGGGUUAUUUUUUAAUUUUAUUUUUUUUUUUAGUAUGAACAUGUACAGUUUAGAAUAUAUCAAAAAAUGUAAGUGUGAAAUUUGUGAAGUGGCAAUUUUAUUUGUGAAUACUACUAUGCUCUUGCGAAAGAUUUUAAUGUUGAAAUAAAAUUUAUUAGUAUUAUCAUUGUA
Messenger RNA from Neoarius graeffei (lesser salmon catfish), 760 nucleotides. RefSeq names its product polymerase (DNA-directed), epsilon 4, accessory subunit (gene pole4). The coding region runs from base 119 to 499 and encodes 126 amino acids. NCBI's taxonomy places the organism in Eukaryota, Metazoa, Chordata, Actinopteri, Siluriformes, Ariidae. The record is from RefSeq and is a predicted model, not a curated record. The transcript is spliced from 4 exons. Gene Ontology annotation, cellular component: epsilon DNA polymerase complex; nucleus. Gene Ontology annotation, molecular function: protein heterodimerization activity.